Psammomys obesus (fat sand rat) is the source of this 1347-nucleotide messenger RNA. RefSeq lists its product as uncharacterized. Bases 148 to 828 code for a protein of 226 amino acids. The transcript is spliced from 4 exons. The record is from RefSeq and is a predicted model, not a curated record. NCBI's taxonomy places the organism in Eukaryota, Metazoa, Chordata, Mammalia, Rodentia, Muridae.
UCCCUUCAUACCCACCUAAUAAACCUCUUACAUAGAAGAUCGGUUGACAGCCUCAUUCUUUUAUUAAUCUAACAUUGGUGCCAUGACUUGGAUAGGGUCUCUCCUGGCUUUGCUAGGAUCCCUUUCGGACUCGUGAAAUCUAAUAGGAUGGUUUCAACCGAUUUUCUCUGCUCUAUCCCUAAAAACCCCUGCUUUCCCUGCUCUCAUGCGAACACUUGCUGUGGCAGUAGUGCAGUGCCCGCACUCCACUCCCGCUAUGGUGCCACCUGCCUGCGCCUGCCUGCGCCUGCCGCUCCCGCCUGCAGCGGCCAACAGCGAGACCCCACCCCAGCCAGUGCUCCAAGUUGCGGAGACUCACACAACUCUAAAAUCAGCUUUAAAAACUUGGCUCCCUGCUUUAGACUAGGCCACAACAACGAGCCUCAUUUCAAAUUGGUGGGACUCCUCCCCUUUCCCUGGUUUUGGGACUUCCUUUCCUGGCUACCAGACUGCUGUUUACUGCAUGCAACACUGGCUGGAUUGUGUCCUGCCAGACACAGAUGUUUCCUACAGCCACAACAGCGCCAAAGCAGCUACAGGUGUUCAACUCUGACCUCACAGACUUCCAACAAGCUGGACCUGCACCUUCCCUCCCAGCCAUGGGUGUUCUCACAGACCCUGGACAGCAUCAAAACAGCCUGUUCUUCCUGCACUUGGCCAAUAGGGAGGCCUUUUGACCUCCCCACAGCACCCCCAGUGUCAGCAGGAAGUAGCCAGAAGAGAAUCUAUGCCCAUUAUUCACUUGUUAUUAACAAAGGGCUGAAAUGGUGUGCUUCAGGACCAGGAUAAGCAGCUCCAGAUUCUCCCAGCAUUCCCCAGUCCCUACCUGCUGCCUUGCAUGGCUGGCAACUCUCUCUAUUGACAACUCUCUACCCUAAAUUUUCCAGGGCAGAGGCGUCCCUUACUCUUGACCUUGCAAUCUGACCAUUUUGUUGCUAUAAUUCUUCUCUCUCAACCCCUGCAUGACAACCAAGAGCUGCUUCCAAUGAACCUAAAUUAUAUACUUUAACUUACCUUAUAAAAAGCAGCCCAAGGUCCUCAUUUUUUAAUUACAGAAAAAGGGAGGAAUGUUAGUAUUUUGGAACACAACCUGCUGGAUUACCAGCAACUUAUGAUGUCAUCAUGUGUCACCGGCCAGGUGGCCACACCUGGAAGGCUUGGUUACCUUGCCCCUUAAAGGGACAACCCAACAUGUGGUUGCUCUCUUACUCUUACUCUCUCUUGCUUCUCUUGCUCCUCUCCCUCCCUUUCUCUCUCUCUCUCUCUCUCUCUCUCUCUCUCUCUCUCUCAGUGCUCCUUUCUCUCUCU